AAUUACAAUAUAAGUUUUCUAUCUCCUAAUACUCAACCCUCUCUCCCUAAUCCAAACUCUUUUUUUAUCAAAUUAAGAAUAACCCACUAUUCUUUGGAUAAUUCUGUUACUUGGUCUCUCUCCUUUGUUGGAUUUGGUUUUCUUCGUAUUCAGCCAAAUCAAAGAAAUCCCAGUUCUUAUACCGAAUUUUCGUAGUUGUUAUUCUUCUGGGAAUAGAAUAAGAAAAGCUGCGACUUUCUUCUACUGGAGAGAAUCAAAUCACUUACCAGAGUUCCAAUUUUCGUUUAUUUUUAUUGCGACAAGGGAUUGGAGGGUUUCAAUUUAUUCUGGAUUUGAGCUCUAUUGUAAUGGUAGGGAAUAUAAUGCUAUAUGUCAUCAACUUGAUUGAGGUGGAAGGAAGUUGUUGAGAGUUGAACUCUUGACAUUAUGGAAAAUUCAUAUGAAAGUUCAAACGGACACAGACCAUCUGAUAAUGGACUCAUGCCUGGGAGUCAUCAUCCUCACAAGCCCAAGGUUUCAUUACCUUGGCUCGAUUUAAAAGUUUUUUAUGUUAGAAUCAGCAGAUGCGUACUUGAUGAUUCCACUCCCGAGUACCUCACUUUAAAUCAUGUUCCUCUGGAUCCUGACACCCUUCUUGAAGUUAAUGGUGUUAGGACCAGUAUUUAUUCAGAUGGGGAAACGACCCUUCUUCGAAGGGAUCGAUUAGAUAAGAAAUCUGAAGAAGUAACAUUUGUAAGCACUGACAAUAUAAGGAUUACUGGAAGUGUGAAAUUCGAGGUCAUUGAUAAGGAUGUCCUUUUGCUAUCUGGGGUCUUAGAUUUGUGUAAUAGUAAUGGUUUCCCUAGGGAAUCAAAUCACGGCCAAAGAUGGAUCAUGGAUUGUGAAUCAAAUAUAAUUGUUGGGACUGGCUUCCUCAAAGGGAAGCAAUUGAUGGCUGCAGACACUGCUUCACCAACAAUUGAGGUAUAUAUUGCCGGGUCAUUCUUUGGAACUCCACUUAUCUUAACAAAGACUUUACAACUUUGUUCUAAAAAGAAGCAUACAAGGAUGGCACUGUUAGAUUCAAUACCCGAGUACGAGACAACACAAGACCAGAAAGAAGCUCCUUCCAGGCUAGCAUUGCAGUGUCAAAAUACGCAGGUGGCGGAAUACCAGCACCAAAAACCAGAGAGUGAAGACUAUAGCAUGUACUCGGGGGCAGCAUACUUAGAAGGUGAAGAUGGAGAGCUUUCAUGGUUCAAUGCUGGUGUGAGAGUAGGUGUUGGCAUUGGCCUCAGUGUAUGUCUAGGAAUCGGAAUUGGAGUUGGCUUACUGGUUCGUACGUACCAAGGCACCACCAGAAACUUUAGAAGACGUCUUUAGUAAUCCACAAAUUUUCCCCUUUGUCAUUGUAGCAGCAAAAGUCCCGAAAGAUCCAAAUUUCGACAUCAAAAGUGGUUUCUAUCACAUAGCAUUUCUUAUUCAGGGCUCGCAUUUGAGGAUAGGUGCAAGCAGUUGAUGCUUCCUACUUGUAUUCUUUUUUUGGUUUUUUGUUUUUUUGUUUUUUUGACCUUUUUAUGGGGUUUGGUUAUAUAAUAAAUGGUCUCUGUUUAAAGUGUAUAGUGAUGAAAGCAGAAACAUCUGCUGAACUUGAUUUUCAAGGGAAUGAGUCUUUUAAAGUUACGAGUUACAGGUUUCACGUAUCUACUCCUAGUGCCUAGUGAAAUUCGUUUGUUAGCGUUCCACACUUGUGGUUUGUUAUCUUCUUGUCAGAGAUGUUUAUAGUAAUGAAAUUUUGAUAAUGGAGAGAUUAUCGGAUGACCACA
Messenger RNA from Humulus lupulus (European hop), 1805 nucleotides. RefSeq lists its product as uncharacterized. The record is from RefSeq and is a predicted model, not a curated record. Bases 427 to 1362 code for a protein of 311 amino acids. Gene Ontology annotation, molecular function: phosphoglycerate dehydrogenase activity. Lineage: Eukaryota; Viridiplantae; Streptophyta; Magnoliopsida; Rosales; Cannabaceae. The transcript has 3 exons.